UUACCCUCCUGGGCACUAACUACCUUUGCUGCCAAGACCAGUAGAAGUGUGACAGAUUGAGACCAUCGUGGAUUUACAUUCAUUCUAAAAUGACUAAAACACUUUGAAGUUAAAGGAAUUUAGGAGUUUCCUGAAACGGCGAAAAAUUUUAAUACAAACCAGAUCUGCAAGUUCUUACAAGAAACAUAGGAAGAAAGGAAGUGAAUAUUGAGCUGUUGCUUUGGUAGGCAGUUACUCCCUGGAAAUGUAUGGCCUUUUUCAUUUAAAGACUUGUGCAAAUCUGAAGAGGCAAAACCUUUUUAUUUUAUUAUUUCUGUUUACCAUUUGGUGCAAUACUUCUGCAGCAUCAAGGAGUCAAAAAAACAGAUACAGGACUCCUGCUUCUCAAAUUCUUCUUCAUGCUUCUUCGCAGCAUGCUGGAACAAGUGGAGCUGGAAGCAGAGAGCCUUCUGUGCAGGAUGGUCAGACCCUGCAAAGCAGAAACUCUAGCAUGCCGAUACUUGCUGUCAUAACAGGCUUUGAUUUUUUAGUUGACUUUGCUGGUAAACACCGCCUUUGGGUCAUCACAGCACCAACUUUUGCCGAUAACUAUUACAGAAUGAUGGAAAAACAGAUAGAGGAAACACAAACCGAAGGGUUGGUCUGCAAACUCGCGGAGAGAGACACCUUCAUUGUCAUCCUGAUUCACAACGCAAUGAUGGAAGGUAAACUUAGAAAAACAACCCAUGGGGGGGAGAUAACAGAGGAAAUGAUUGAUCAAAAUACAGUGACUAAGCUGAUGCACUAUUUAGCGUUUGAGUAUGGAAAGUUUGGCAUGCUAAUUUUAAAGAAAAACUUACAGGUGGGUGAGCGCUUCCCCUACCCUGUUAGAAUUGAAGCAGUAUUGGAAACCAUAGAUCAGUUGCCAUUAAGAAAAUUAGAAAAAUUAACAAGAAGAGGGGCUCUGGAGAAGUGCAACAUUCCCAAACGACUAGUCAAGCGAAGACAAGGAUCUGCAGUCAGAAAAGUAAAGGUUGUCAAUACUUCAAUACAAAGUAACCACACUUUAUUAAACUUCAAACAGAAGAGGCUACACAAUCAAAAAGUGGCAUUAAAGAACAAAGUCCAAGACAUCUUAAAAGGAAGAUCAAGAUUUGUUAUCAAGAGUCAACCCAGGGUUGUAUCAACUCAAAAAGCAGCAUCUGUAAAACUGAAGUCCUUCAUCAAUUCUAAAACUAGGAGUUCCCUCCCCAGGACUGUGGUACUGACAAAUGAAACCUCUAGUAGAAGAAAACUAAAACAUAAUGGUGAUGAUGUUGUCUACAACUCAAGCAAAUCUCUAGAGGCAACAAGCUUUCUUACCAGAUCUGCACAACAAUUGGGGAAUUUAAGCACAUCUAACACACAUAGCACAGCUGCACCUCAAACAAAAAAGAACAGAAAACACAAAAAGGAAUCUCAAAAGCUAGUUGCACAAAACACAUUGCCUUCCUCAAACAUUUCCACAGCAGUAAGUGACAAAGAUAACAGCAAACAUAAAGCUAAUGGCAGAGAAGGUAAAAAAAAUCGAAAAAAAGGUGGAAGGAAAUCUCAGCGAGCUACAGUUAGCAAGACAGUGCAGGAUUUUUUGGAGCAUUUUCGAAACAAAAGGCGUCUUCUGAUCAUUAGCUCUUCCAGCAAAGAAAAUCUGCUGUACGUUCAACAAAGAGAGGAAAAUGUGGAACACACAUGUGAACUAGCAUUAAGGAAAAUCUCAGUUAUCACUAUUCUUGGCUCUGAGCGAAACAGCACUUUAAAACUAGACCACUAUCAACCUGAUAAGGAAGUUCCAUUUGGCUCCACCCCAAACAAAUUGGUUGACCUUGAUCUGAUUGCACAGAUUCGCAAGGAUUAUAAAAUGGUUUAUAAUGAAUUCUUCAUGGUGGUGACAGACUAUGAUUUGACAUUGAAGCAAUAUUUUGAUGUUCCUGUUGCUAUGAAGUUAAUUAUGGAUUAUAUUGACUCAUUUCCAUCAAGACUACCAGAGAUUGGAAAAGAGAAAAGCGAUUCUGUAUCUUGCAAAGAACAAGAUAGCAGAACCAAUACCUACAACUUUCUAUCAAGAUUUCAUUCUAAAAGAAGACUUUUGAUAAUUUCCUCUCCCAAUGAAGAAGACUAUUCUUUUCAACAGCAAGUUACUGCACUGAAUGGCCAGUCCUGUAACCUUGGAAUCCGGCAUUUUGCUGUACUGAAAUUAAUUGGAGCAGGGCCCGAAGCUUCAGCGUCUCUUGAUUUGUUUCCAGUAAAUGGAAAGAGUCAAUCGGAGCAUGAAGAACUGACUACAGACGUCGUGAAGGGCCUCAGGGAACACUUCAAGAUCAGUGAGGAUUACUUUGCCAUGUUGAUGGUUGGGAAGGAUGGGCUGAUCAAGUCGUGGUACCCAGCUCCCAUGUGGUCCAUGGCAAUCGUCUAUGACCUGGUUGAUUCUAUGCAGCUCAGACAAGAAGAAAAACAUCUUCAGACUUCACUUGGAAUACACUGCCCAGAAGAAUAGUAAUCAACCAGCAAUCAUAUUCCUGCAUGUGAUGAAACUGAUGGCCAGAGCUCUUGGAAUUAUGACAACAUCAUCCCUUUAUAGGGUUACCAGAUUUCCAGAGUGAAAAAUACUUCUUUUUCAGUUUGGUAAAGGUGAAGCAACUCUGAAUCAGUUAAAAUAUGUAUACAAUAACACAAUCAUAAUUUAAAAGUGAAACAUUGGGUGUAUAUAUGUUCUUUAAUCAGUCAUAAAAAUGGCUGUAUUAAUCAAAACACAAUCGGGAGUAACUUAAAAGGCUAAAUUGGCUGGUGGCACUUCCAAGAUAAAAUAAAUAUGUUUUUACAUAGUUGUCCAGUAAAUGAAAAUGAAUUAUUAUACAAGUGAUCCAUAAUUUUUGUUAUUUAAUUUUUGUAUAAUACAUUACUGAGCUGUCAGCUUCCUAAGCACACUGCUAAAGUUUUGUAUUUAUAAAAAUGUGAACACAAAAUAGCAAAACCGGGACUGUCUAACAAUUUUAUAGUUUCUGACUGGGACAAAAAAAAAUUAAGGCUGAAAACUGGGAAGUCUGGUAACCCUAUCACUUUAGUAAUGUAACAUCUUAUAUGCGAAUCAUAGACAACAUUCAUGUGCAUUUGCUUUUCUUAAUUAAAAUACAUUUCUGGUACACAUUCUACUAUAUAUGUAUGAGAUGUUUUAAUCAUUUACAACCUUUUUUUUAUUUUUUUUUACAAUGUUAUCUUGCUUUU
Messenger RNA from Polyodon spathula (Mississippi paddlefish), 3240 nucleotides. Its product is annotated as coiled-coil domain-containing protein 80-like. Lineage: Eukaryota; Metazoa; Chordata; Actinopteri; Acipenseriformes; Polyodontidae. The transcript is spliced from 7 exons. The record is from RefSeq and is a predicted model, not a curated record. Bases 245 to 2512 code for a protein of 755 amino acids.